UACUUUGAAGGUUGUGACCGGAUAUGGCGCGUUGAAGCCCUCGCAGUUUGACCGAGUGUGGAGAGGCGGGGGAUUGCGAACAGACCGACUGAGUGGAGGUCUGCUGCGGACUCAGUCGGAGCCGCUGUCACCAAAAUAGGUGGGAAAAGUUCCUGCUAACUACCUCCACGGUCGACGCGCGAAACGGAGACACCACCAGGGAUAUUCGAGUGCAGCAGUUUCUCUGGUCAGCGAUGAGGAGCCCUCUAGGCCUGGGUCGCUGAGCAGCUGAGGUCAGAGUUCAAGUGCGUGUUUCGGCAGUCAUGGCUGACAGAGAGGGGCUGCCCAUCGCCCCGGGCCAGGUCUACAUUGAGGUGGAGUAUGACUAUGAGUACAAGGCCAAAGACAAGAUGGUGACGAUCCGCCAGGGAGAAUGGUACAUGCUGGUGAGGAAGACCAAUGAGGACUGGUGGCAGGUGAAGAAGGAGGAGGGCACAAAGGCCUUUUACGUGCCAGCACAGUAUGUAAGGGAGGUGCGUCGGGCACUCAUGCCUCCGCAGAAGCCUGCAGUAAGGGCUAAACCCACUGUUCUGGAUAUCUGCCGCGCAUCCAAUGAAAACCUCAACAGAUCCCAGCCGGAGAUGUCGAGCUUUGGGCGUCCAUCACCUUCCUCUACCCCAUCGCCAUCCUCUGUCACACCGCCAGCUCUGCCCAAAGAUGCUAAUCAGAAUUUGGGAAGUCCCCAUCACUGCAAGGUGGUAGCCGAACUGGUACUUCUUCACAACAACAACAACCAUCACCACACCAACAAUUCCACGUUGCCAAGGACACGGGCAGAUUCACCUCCACUCAAAGUGGGGAACAGCCUCAAUAAAAGUCCAGAUAGUAACAAGACCUCCCCACCGAGUGACAUGCAAGCAGAGGGGCUGAACAGGCUCAUCAAUGACUCCGAGUCUGGGGACGAGCUGAGCAGCAGCUCAACAGAACAUAUGCAGACAACAUCCCCUACAGGUCAGGGUCGGUCUGACUCGCCAGUCUACACCAACCUCCAGGAGCUGAAGAUCUCUCAGUCCAGCCUGCCGCCCGUCCCCUCCGGCUCCCCUCUACACAUCCUGGGCGACUGGGAGACCCACAAAGAUCUCAGCGGCAGGCAUUUCUACUACAACCGUGCCACCGGAGAGCGCACCUGGAAGCCACCGCGCACCAGGGACGCGAGUGGCAGCACAAGCAGUAUCCGAGGAGACAGCCAGGGCACAGCAGAGAGUGAGCCGCUGUCCUCAGAGGAAAACUGUCACAGCACCCACUCGAGUCAGUCUGACAGCCAGUAUGGGUCACCACCAAGAGGCUGGUCUGAGGAGCUGGAUGAACAUGGACACACACUCUAUGUCUCUGAGUACACACAGGAGAAGUGGAUAAAACAUGUGGAUGAACAAGGCCGACCCUACUACUACAGUGCUGAUGGAUCCAGGUCAGAAUGGGAGCUCCCCAAGUACAAUAUCUCCCCUCAGUCAGGAGAAGUUCCCAAGAGUCGCAGUCUGGAAAGGAAGCAGCAGGAUCCUAUCGUCCUCACCAAGUGGAGACACAGCACCUACGUCUUAGACCUCAAUGACAAGGAGUGUGCUCCGGCGCCCAAGCAGAGCUCUCCAGACUCUGACUCCUGCCCUUCAUCUCCUAAGCACCCUGCAACACCUUCAGAAAAAUGUGGAGUCCUCAAUGUCACCAAAAUCACAGAGAAUGGAAAGAAAGUCAGGAAGAACUGGACCUCCUCGUGGACAGUGCUGCAGGGCUUCUCCCUGCUCUUUGCAAAAGGUCAGGGGGGCAGCACCAGCUGGAAGUUUGGCAGCAACCAGUCAAAGCCUGAGUUCACUGUUGAUCUGCGAGGUGGGUCAGUGGACUGGGCCUCCAAGGACAAGUCGAGCAAGAAACACGUCAUCGAGCUGAAGACUCGUCAAGGCACAGAGCUACUGAUCCAGUCUGAGAUCGACAGUGUCAUCAACGACUGGUACCGGGCCCUCACAGAGACCAUCAACACGCAUGCCUGGGAAUCAGACGAGGCCAUUGAGGAAGACAUGCCUGAGUCUCCUGGAGCUGAGAAACAGGACAAGGAGAAAGAUCACAGGGACUCCAAGAAAAACAGAGCCAUGAAGACCUCUGUGAGUAUGGACUCAUCGGACCAGAAGAAAACCAGGAUGAAGCUCAAAAAGUUUCUGAUCCGUCGACCCACCUAUCAGGCUGUCCGAGACAAGGGCUACAUCAAAGAUCAGGUGUUUGGCUGCAGUCUGACCAGUCUCUGCCAGCGGGAGAACACAUCAGUUCCCAACUUUGUGAAAAUGUGCAUUGACCAUGUGGAGAACACAGGUCUCGAUGUCGACGGCUUAUACAGAGUGAGCGGGAACCUGGCAGUGAUCCAGAAGCUCCGCUUUGCUGUGAAUCAUGAUGAGAAGGUGGAUCUGGAUGACAGUAAGUGGGAGGACAUCCAUGUCACCACCGGAGCCCUCAAGAUGUUCUUUAGGGAACUUCCUGAGCCUCUCUUCACAUACGGAUCCUUCAAUGACUUUGUAAACGCAAUCAAAUGUUCAGACUACAAGCAGCGACUGAAUUCAAUCAAAGACUUGAUCAAGAAGUUGCCAAAACCCAACCACGACACAAUGCAGGUCCUCUUCAAACACCUGCGCAGGGUGAUUGAACACGGAGAGGCCAACCGCAUGACCACCCAGAGCGUAGCCAUCGUGUUCGGACCCACGCUGCUGCGGCCCGAGACCGAGACAGGCAACAUCGCGGUCCACAUGGUCUACCAGAACCAGAUAGUGGAGCUCAUACUGCUCGAGUACGAAAGCAUCUUCGGCAGGUAGAGGCCCCCACUCAGACGAGGAUGCUGGCUUCUUUUCCUUUUUCCCCUCUUUUCUUUGACUGAGCUGAACAUUGCUGUGGACCAAGCAGUUGGAGGAAAAAAUUAACAUUCAUUGACAGGACAGUUUACAAAAGUGUUGCACUUACAGAAGUUUUGGAGAUGAAUUUCAGAAAAAGGUGUACAGAUUUCACCCGCGUUUCAGUUGCCAUUCCUGCUGCGAGAAGCAGGCCGGACUAUGGACAGUGUUUAAGAGUGGCCGUGAUGACGUGCUAGCGUCCUUGUGGUUUUGGUGGAUUUGAGUAUUCAGGUGUUUUCACAUACACUGGAUCCCUGUGGCCAGUAUUUCAAACUUCAAAGUGGAGCUGGUGGAAGGCAACCGAACCUUGGCGGAUCGCGGACGGGACCGCGCGGCAUUAAAAGCCAAAUCGGCAGCCUCACCCCCUCUCUGAAGGAGUGAGCUGAAUCCGAACUGGAUACGUUUUCUGUGUCUUGGAGCUUCGUGUGUGAUGUAUCAGCCAUGUGUGUUGUUGGACAAGGUCGAAAAACUAAUCAGUGUUAUGUUAACAGACUGUCUUUUGGCACUGGACUGGAGUUACAGAUUGUGUCCCCAACUUCCCCUAGCAACACCCCCCGACCCCAUCACCAUAACCCUAACCCCCACACACCACCCUCACCUCCCCCUAUCAACCAGUAUUAAGCAUUAACCCUGUGACAAGAGUGUCUUGUGACUUGAAUGAUGGAGGACUGACCCUGUCUGUGUCUGUGUGUGUGUGUGUGUGUGCGUGUGUGAAUUAACCUGAGCAGAAGGAUCCUUGUCUUGCCACUUUGUACAAACUGUAUGUCGUAUAGUCUUACGUGCUUUGGUAAAGUGUGCGUUAAGCUGCCGGGGGUCAUUGUCUGUGCUCCCCUGUGGACUUCAGUGUUGGUCUCUUCAGUGGCAGGAAAUGCCACCGAGGUCCUGGUUUUACUGGAAAACAAAGUGGAUUUCUAAGAACUGCAAUGUUACUCAUUUUUACAUGAACUGUCUCCGAGUGUCGGCUUGAUGACCCUUCCCUUCAACUAAGCUAACAUUAAAGAGUAUCCAGAGAAGGAAAACGGUACUGGGAAUAUUUCAAAGGUUGAUAUGUGGGGGCAUCCUGGUGUCAGAAUUCAAAGAAGAGCCUUUAAAACCUUUCAGAGCAUAUGUACAGUGACCGAAACUAGUUGUUAAAAUGUGUAAUAGUGGCAGGUAUGUAUGCUUUGAUGGUGAAAUAGUGAAAAUGAUCUUGAUUUUUUUUUGAUUUUGUAAAUUUGAAUUAAAACAUGACAGUACAAAGAUAGUGGGAAAACAGACACAUGAUGGACUGUGACUUUUGUUUGAAGGUGUAUCUGGAGUGUUUGCGCAUGGUCAGCUGCACAUUUUGAAUGUAAUUUUCAGGCUAACUGCUGUUUGUGAAAUUGCUAUGUCUAAUAAAAAAGACAAACUAAAAGUUGAAA
This is a messenger RNA of Acanthopagrus latus (yellowfin seabream), 4306 nucleotides long. RefSeq names its product Rho GTPase activating protein 12b (gene arhgap12b). The record is from RefSeq and is a predicted model, not a curated record. Gene Ontology annotation, biological process: signal transduction; regulation of GTPase activity. The transcript has 18 exons. Bases 303 to 2831 code for a protein of 842 amino acids. Gene Ontology annotation, molecular function: protein binding. Gene Ontology annotation, cellular component: cytoplasm. NCBI's taxonomy places the organism in Eukaryota, Metazoa, Chordata, Actinopteri, Spariformes, Sparidae.